This is a messenger RNA of Ziziphus jujuba (common jujube), 1146 nucleotides long. RefSeq names its product protein ACCELERATED CELL DEATH 6. Gene Ontology annotation, cellular component: plasma membrane. NCBI's taxonomy places the organism in Eukaryota, Viridiplantae, Streptophyta, Magnoliopsida, Rosales, Rhamnaceae. The record is from RefSeq and is a predicted model, not a curated record. Gene Ontology annotation, molecular function: protein phosphatase regulator activity; protein phosphatase 1 binding. The transcript has 3 exons. Bases 1 to 1146 code for a protein of 381 amino acids.
AUGAUGGAGCAUCAAGAUGGAAAUCACCCUAAUGAUCUUAUGAAACAAAAAGUUGUCCAUGUUUGCAUUGAUGGAAAGAAUGGAGCUGAUAAAAAUGGCUUCUUUCCUAUUCACAUGGCAUCUAGUAAAGGUCAUAUAGAUAUAAUCAAAGAAUUUCUGCAGCAUUGUCCAGAUUCAAGAGAGUUGAACAAUAAUCAAAAUCAGAAUAUUCUUCAUCUAGCCGCAAAGAAUGGAAGAGCCAGAGCAGUAAGAUAUAUGCUAAAGAAUCCUCAACUUCAAAUUUUGAUAAAUGAAAGAGAUUGCGAAGGAAACACUCCUUUACACUUGGCCACAAAGGGUAGUCAUCCUAUGGUUGUUAGCAUUUUGACAUGGGAUGCCAAAAUUGACUUACAACUCAUGAAUGACGAAGGAAAGAUGGCUCUUGACGUUGCUGAGAGUUUUAGUUCUACGCUGCCCUCGUUUCGUGAGCGAUUGACAUGGCAAGCCUUGAGGCACGCCGGUGCUCCACGAGCUCAGAGCACAAUCAUUGGCAUGCCUAUUGACCCCCAAAACUCGAAACCAGAAGAGAAUAUUGUGGAACAAGUGCAGACACAGACGCCAUACAUGGAAUUUUACAAGGAUAGGGUUAAUACUCUUCUGUUAGUUGCAACGCUUAUUGUCACUGUAACUUUCGCUGCCGGAUUCUCGGUGCCAGGCAACGAUAAUGACAGCUCGGAGCCAAGCCAUGGAAUAAUGAGAAGCGCAGUCUACAGCAAGUUCAUGUUUCAUACAUACAUAAUCAGCAACUACAUAGCUUUUUAUAGCUCCUCUACAGCUGCUGUUGCCAUAAUUUGGUCACAAUUGGGUGACCUUAAUUUGGCAAGUACUUCCCUUAGAUUCACGGUACCAUUGUUGGGAUUAGCUCUGACCAUGGUCUCGAUAGCAUUCAUGGCAGGAGUUUAUUUGGUAGUGAGCAAAAACAUAGGGCUUGCCACAUUUGUCUUGGUCAUGGGCUUGAUCGGCAUCCUUGCUAUAUCACUAGCAUUUGCUCCACUUUUUUUCCCAAGUUCCUCACUCCAUCGCAUUCCACGCUACAUUUUAUAUUAUCCCUUCCAUUUGUUGGUAAUAGUUACAAGGAGUGAUGUUGAUGACAAUAAUAUAAUCUAA